AUGGGCUCCCACGACGUCUGUACAGGGAGGAGCUACAUAGGAAAGGCAACGCUGACAGCUGUCUUUGCUGACUCCAAUUCCAGCAUCAUGAAUGUGUCGUUUGCUCAUCUCCACUUUGCAGGAGGGUACCUGCCAUCUGACUCCAAGGACUGGAGGACCAUCAUUCCGGCUCUCUUGGUGGCUGUGUGCCUGGUGGGCUUCGUGGGAAACCUAUGUGUGAUUGGCAUCCUCCUUCACGGUGUUUGGAAAAGGAAGCCAUCCAUGAUCCACUCCCUAAUUCUGAAUCUCAGCCUGGCUGACCUCUCUCUCCUGCUCUUCUCUGCACCUGUCCGAGCCGCAGCAUACUCCAAAGGUGUUUGGGAUCUAGGCUGGUUCGUCUGCAAGUCCUCUGACUGGUUCAUCCACAUGUGCAUGGCAGCCAAGAGUCUGACAACUGUUGUAGUUGCCAAAGUGUGCUUCCUGUAUGCAAGUGACCCAGCCAAGCAAGUGAGUAUCCACAACUGCACCAUCUGGUCAGUGCUGGUGGCCAUCUGGGUUAUAGCCAGCCUACUUCCCCUGCCAGAAUGGUUCUUUAGCACCACCAGACAUCACGGAGGCGUGGAAAUGUGCCUCCUGGAUGUGCCAGCUGUGGCCGAAGAAUUCAUGUCAGUGUUCGGUAAGCUCUACCCUCUCCUGGUGUUUUGCCUUCCUUUACUUCUAGCCAGCUUUUAUUUCUGGCGAGCUUAUGGCCAAUGUAAAAAACGAGGUACGAAAACACAAAACCUUAGAAACCAGAUUCGUUCAAAGCAACUCACAGUGAUGCUGCUAAGCACUGCCAUCACCUCUGCGCUUCUGUGGCUCCCCGAAUGGGUAGCCUGGCUGUGGGUAUGGCAUCUGAAGGCUGGAGGUCCGCUGCCACCCCAGGGUUUUAUAGCCCUGUCUCAAGUCCUGAUGUUUUCCAUCUCUACAGCAAACCCUCUCAUUUUUCUAGUGAUGUCUGAAGAGUUCAAGGCAGGCUUGAAAGGUGUAUGGAAAUGGAUGGUAACCAGAAAGCCUGUAAGUGCCUCAGAGGUUCAGGGGGCACCAGCUGGAAACACAGAGGCCCUUCCUGACAAGAUUCCGUCUGCAGAGUCCCAAACAUCCAUUCAAGAGACAGACAGACAUGGCUUUCCCAACUCUAGCAAAGAGAAAAAUGACAAGGCAGUGGCUCCCACCCUCCCUGACGUCGAGCAGUUUUGGCAUGAGAGGGAUACCGUCCCUUCAGCAACAGACAAUGACCCUAUACCCUGGGAACAUGAAGGCCAAGAGACAGAGGGCUGUAAUUAG
Molecule: messenger RNA, 1305 nt
Organism: Peromyscus eremicus (cactus mouse)
Lineage: Eukaryota; Metazoa; Chordata; Mammalia; Rodentia; Cricetidae
Gene: Gpr151
Product: G protein-coupled receptor 151
Exons: 2
Coding region: 1-1305 (434 amino acids)
Biological process (GO): G protein-coupled receptor signaling pathway
Cellular component (GO): membrane
Molecular function (GO): G protein-coupled receptor activity
Source: RefSeq, a predicted model, not a curated record